Molecule: messenger RNA, 6492 nt
Organism: Eubalaena glacialis (North Atlantic right whale)
Lineage: Eukaryota; Metazoa; Chordata; Mammalia; Artiodactyla; Balaenidae
Gene: PPM1H
Product: protein phosphatase, Mg2+/Mn2+ dependent 1H
Exons: 10
Coding region: 486-2030 (514 amino acids)
Biological process (GO): protein dephosphorylation
Molecular function (GO): protein serine/threonine phosphatase activity
Source: RefSeq, a predicted model, not a curated record
CGCUCGGGCCGGCAGGGGAGGGGCUGAGCUACGGCCCCGCAGCCGCUGGAGCCCUUGCGGCCGGAUUAUCACAUGACUCGACGGCGGCGGUAGCCUUGGCAGCAGCUGCGCCGGCUCCACGGGCUCGCCGGGUGGGCUCAGUUCCGCUCACGCAGGAGUCGAGCGUAGCGGGCGGGGAAGGGACCUGCUGAAGCUGCGGCCGCCCAGCCGCUCCCGGAGCGCGCGGCAUCUCCCCCGGCCCGGCCGGCCCGCUCCAUGCCGCUCCGUUCCGGAAGUGUAGCGGGGGGAGGGGGCGGCGGCGGCGGCACGGAGCGCGGGAGGCCGGAGCUCGGCCCCCUGCAGCACUAGGCUCUGGGAGCAGCGCGGCGCGCCCACCGGCCCGGCUGCCCGUGCGCCCGCCGCAGCCUGCAUGCCCCGCGCUGCGCCUCGCCCGGCCCCAGCCGCCGCCCACUGCUCGCACAGCUGCUGCCGGGCGCCGGAGUAAUAUGCUCACUCGAGUGAAAUCUGCCGUGGCCAAUUUCAUGGGCGGCAUCAUGGCUGGCAGCUCAGGCUCCGAGCACGGCGGCGGCGGCUGCGGAGGCUCGGACCUGCCCCUGCGCUUCCCCUACGGGCGACCCGAGUUCCUGGGGCUGUCUCAGGACGAGGUGGAGUGCAGCGCCGACCACAUCGCUCGCCCCAUCCUCAUUCUCAAGGAGACCCGGCGGCUGCCCUGGGCCACUGGCUACGCAGAGGUUAUCAAUGCCGGGAAGAGCACACACAAUGAAGACCAAGCCAGCUGUGAGGUGCUCACCGUGAAGAAGAAAGCAGGGGCCAUUACCUCAACCCCAAACAGGAACUCAGCCAAGAGACGGUCCUCACUUCCCAACGGGGAGGGGCUGCAGCUGAAGGAGAACUCGGAAUCAGAAGGCGUUUCCUGCCACUACUGGUCGCUGUUUGACGGUCACGCGGGGUCCGGGGCUGCUGUGGUGGCAUCCCGCCUGCUGCAGCACCACGUCACGGAACAGCUGCAGGACAUCGUGGAGAUCCUGAAGAACUCGGCCGUGCCGCCGCCCACCUGCCUGGGCGAGGAGCCCGACCACACACCCGCGAACAGCCGGACUCUGACCCGUGCGGCCUCGCUCCGCGGAGGGGUGGGCGCCCCCGGCUCCCCCAGCACCCCGCCCACGCGCUUCUUCACCGAGAAGAAGAUCCCGCACGAGUGCCUCGUCAUCGGGGCUCUUGAAAGCGCAUUCAAGGAAAUGGACCUACAAAUCGAACGAGAGAGGAGUUCAUACAAUAUAUCUGGUGGUUGCACAGCCCUCAUUGUGGUUUGCCUUUUGGGGAAGCUGUACGUGGCAAAUGCUGGUGACAGCAGGGCUAUAAUCAUCAGAAAUGGAGAAAUCAUCCCCAUGUCUUCGGAAUUCACCCCUGAGACUGAGCGCCAGCGACUUCAGUACCUGGCAUUCAUGCAGCCUCACUUGCUGGGAAAUGAGUUCACACAUUUGGAGUUUCCAAGGAGAGUACAGAGAAAGGAACUUGGGAAGAAGAUGCUCUACAGGGAUUUUAAUAUGACAGGCUGGGCAUACAAAACCAUUGAGGAUGAUGACUUGAAGUUUCCCCUUAUAUAUGGAGAAGGCAAGAAGGCCCGAGUAAUGGCGACUAUUGGAGUGACCAGGGGACUUGGGGACCAUGACCUGAAGGUGCAUGACUCCAACAUCUACAUAAAACCAUUCCUGUCUUCAGCUCCAGAGGUAAGAGUCUACGAUCUCUCCAGAUACGAGCAUGGAGCAGACGAUGUGCUGAUCUUGGCCACUGACGGACUCUGGGAUGUUUUAUCCAAUGAAGAAGUGGCAGAAGCAAUCACUCAGUUUCUCCCUAACUGUGAUCCAGAUGACCCUCACAGGUACACACUGGCGGCUCAGGACCUGGUGAUGCGUGCCCGUGGCGUCCUGAAGGACAGAGGAUGGCGGAUAUCCAAUGACCGACUGGGCUCAGGAGACGACAUCUCUGUAUAUGUCAUUCCUUUAAUACAUGGAAACAAACUGUCAUGAAAACAGCCCAGGGUUUUAGAAGGACAGAAGGGAAGAAAGCUGGGAUGCCUCUAGGCAGGGCGGGGCUGGGAAGUGCCCCAGCAGAGUUCCAGAUGAUGCCACCUCUUCCCAGCCCAGGUGGGAAGCUUGCUGCUGAAAGGCCUCUGGCUGAGCUUCAAGAGGACCCUCGGGUUUCAGUUUCCUCUUUAGUAACAGGUCUGGAUACUCAACAAGAGCAAAACAUAAAGGCUGCUACUGAGUGUUGUGUUUCUAUCGGUUCCUUUCAUAGGCCUCCUAGGUGGCCAUUGCCCAUUUGGGGGCACAUCCAUCAUAUUUAUUUUAUCCAGAGUAGCUGGGGCAGCCCUUUUCGGGUGUCACUGGCAGAAGACUCUUCAGCCUGCCAAGCUGCCAACUUCCCUACGGGUUAAACGUGCUGCAUUGGAGAGUUGGGGAUCAUGCCUCAGAAGAUGUAAGCGCCCAUCUUCUAGUAAGCCUGAGAUUUAUUUCAGGGAACACUAUCUGUGUGUGUGUGUGUCUCUCUCUCUUUACUGUUUUUUGGUGCCGGUGGGGUGCGGCAGGGAUUUUUUUUCUUUUUUGACAUUCCUUGAAUCUUAAUUGUUUUCCUUCCAUAGAACAGGCCUGGGACUUUCCAGGCCCCUGCCGAGGAAUCUGUGUGUCCAAGUCCAGCCCAGACCGUCCCCAUAUCCCGUAGCCCACACCACCCAGGCCGCCAUCUGGAGCGGUGCCCUGGCUGAUGGAGUUCAGUCUUUGUUAUGUAACAGUUUGUCCCUGAGUUGCAUUUUCUCACCAAAUCAGUGUGUUUUCGUGGAAAUAUGGGUGUUUCUCUGGACCCACAGUUCCUCUGUCAUCUUCAAGGGCCCCCCCCUGGUGUGGGUGAGGUCUCUCUGGGAGAGUCUGGAUUUCGUUUCUGGAACGGUUGGCCCUCCCCCAGCCGCUGUGCCAUAGGGACAGACACAAAGCGGGGUUGAAGCGAGCAGUUUAAGAGGGUCCUUGUAUCAGUCAGUUCACCACACCCCAUCUGAGGACCACUCCUCCAUCUGGAUCCAGGUCCCGUGGACAGGGACUGUCCCCAAGCCCCCUCCAAAUAACAUGUGAAGGAGCAGGGUUCUGUCAAGAAGCGGCUGUCUCCGCCUCCCCGUCAUAUCCGGGCAAGGCCCGCUCAGAGUGGCCAUUUGAUAAAAGUGAAUUUGAAUCAGGCUGACUGGUCGUCCUCAGGCUGGGCACUCUCUUCCUUCUCCACGGGAUCGUGUCCCAGCCCCCCAAGUACCAAGACCACUGUUCCCACUGUCACUCCACCUCUGGGUGUUCCUCACAAGCACAGCAGCAGCAGACAGAUCAGAUCUACCCGGGGCUCCUCGGCCGGGAGGACUCGCAAAAUAGAUUUUUAGAAAUCACUUUUAGGCAGACCGCUUCUGGGCAUGGGGGGACCUUACAGAGCAGUGUCCAAUCACUGAGUCUUCUCCCUGCGGACCUCCUGUGGUAGCGUCACCAUCUUGACUACUUUUUGUAAUAAGACAUGCUUCCCACCCAUUAGAGACAAAGGUCAUUGGUGUGAUUCCCCCAGAAGGCUGGAGAGCCAGUUCCACUUCUCCUGUUUGUUCCAUCCCUUCCCCAGAGGGGAGGACAGGAACCUUUCCUCUGGGAUAGUGGAUCGCCUGCGUUUACAUUCUUGGAAUGUAGAUAUUUUCUUAGGAAUGUCCUGGAGCCUUCCUGCUUCAGAAUGUAUUCAUCCCACAGUGUGGAGACAACGCCUGGUCUGGCAGGUGAAGUAUGGUGGGAAUUCACCCACCGAGCAUUUGCCAAAAUGUUGUUUGGGAAGAACUGGACUCACUGGUGUCUUGUCAGGAGUCAUCGUCAUCUGACGGCUUCCCUCCUCCUUCAGGAAAUCUUAGCCACCACCCCCAGCGUCUCUGUGGGGAGAAGUCUGUGGUAAACCAUUUGCUGCCCUGGCAGAACAGGAUGCUCUGGGGAAACAGGCAGGCAUCCUACAACCGUGUGGUCUGCUUCCUGUUGCUGCUCUGACUCUCAGAACCACGUACGAAUUCGGAAACUUGAGGAAGUUUUACAUGGAGGACUCUGAGCUGCCUUCUUUGGGAAGCUGUCCUCACAAGCAGUCACCUCUUCCCCGUGUUCCCACUGCCUUUCACUUCUUUUAUUUCCAGGGCUUCUAUCUGGGCCCUGCCUUGAGCUUCUCUGGUUUUAUUCAAGGCACCAGAGUCAGAGUUUGCGUGUGCAUAUCAUAUAGAUGUCAUAACAACCUGGACUCAAUUCUCCAAUUCAUUGCCUGCCAAGGCAUGUCUCAGCAAAAACUCUGGAAGCCCCUGAUUCAAUUUAUCCUAAAGUCUUGAGUAUUUAGUCCUACUGGAUUUAGUUAGAAAGGUGUCUAGGAAUUCUCUGCAUAAGCCCCCUUGGGUGGAAAGAUCUUAGUAGCAAGCUGAAGCCAUGUUGUCAGUUUGGGGGAUUGGAGGGAAACCACAAAUGAGAUGAAUAAAUCAAAUGUGGAAAAAAAAUGAUUUGUUAAUGCCCGCGGCAGGUCUGCCCAGCACCGAUAUUGCUCUGUGAAUUGAGCUUACUCAGUUUUAGCCUUAUUUUUCCCCCUUGGAGCAUUCCUGGAAAGGUCAAAAGGCAACACACUCAAAAUUCUGCAGAACAUAUUUAUACGUGGUUCUGGGAUCUUGCGUAUCUGACUUACAGUCAAGUCUGCUUGCCCUAGUAGCCUCCGAGGAAGUCUUAUUUAAUAAAAAGCUUUCGAUUUCCUAGUCACGUCUUUACGGUUAUCUGGGGGGGAGGGGUGUGGCCACUUCCUUUAAUGAAAGCCUCUCUCAGUUCUAAAUCUCUUUGCUGUACUGGCACUUGCUCUUCAGAAUAUUUGGUGACACUCUUUUCCUUAAGGAGAGCAAACUCGCACUCCAUCCACACUGCGGCAUUUUGUCAGGCAACAGCCAAACCCGUGUUCUCUCAAAACCUGAAAUCAGAGCAGUGCCAGAAGCCAGAAAACUGGAGGGUGUGUUCUCCUGUGGUUGUGCUUGCCUAACUGCUGUUCUUACAGAGGGAACAGAGAAGUGAAAGUCGGGCUAGGCCAAGUACUCAGCUGUCUAAUAGGACAGGGCCCCCAAAGUGGGAAUUUGUUAUUUUCCACAGUUUACAGUUUUGGGGAAUUUGGGGUAUUUAAUUUUUUAAUCCCUAGCAAUUUACCUCCAUGAGGCUGCAUGAGGUCAGCUGUGCUCAUUCUUUUUGUACUCUUCUAAGUAUUCAUUUACUUCUUGGAAAGAAUCACAGCUGUCAGUAGAUACUGGUGGGCAAGGAUGAGAGUCCCAGUAUCCAGAGCUGGCCUCAGAUCUUGGCCAUUCGGGCAGGGUUUUCAGUUCACCAAGAGCACUAGCGUGGAAACACUUGGGAAAAAAUCUCCCACAUCUUUACGACUCUGGUCUAACCUCCUUCCUCAUCUGCCAAUCAACUUUAUUUACAAGGCCACGAGUAGUCAGUGGUUUUCUUUCCACCACAGUCUGAGGAUCUUACCUUUCCUUAAGCAGCCCAGCAGCUCCACUGUUUUCAGACUGAACAUGUUAAACUUUAAUGAGAUUCUAUUUUUGGUAAGUUCGUGCUACUGGGACACAUGAAGAAAGCAGUGAGAGUCACUGUCUAUGCAAAAACCCACCAGGCUGACCCUAAAAGGUAGCGGAUCUAAGAAAAUAGUAAAACAGUAUCUGGCCACCGGACAGAAUUUUACAUUAGGAACUUGGAUUUUUGAAGACUUUCAAUUGCAGACAUGUCAACAGCCUGCACACCAUAAACCCCCCCAAGUGUACUUUGGUUCUGUGUGGGUGAUGUGACUUAUGUGCAUACACUGGGAUUUUUCAGGGGACACUACAUGAGCAGCCCCACCUGCCCCUUCGGUAAGUCCCGUGGUGGCUCUUUGUGGUUCGAGUGUCAGUGCAGGGCGUGCUGCUCUUUCUAAUCCACGUGAUUUGUGUAAAUAGCUUUAAUUUUGCCUUUGCGUCUUAGAUGUUUCGUUUAUGUAGCGACCAGGUAGACAGUGACCAAAUGAGGCUUUAAGUGUAUUGUUUUCUACUGUGAUGUACUUGAAGGAGAGUCUCGUGUCCUCCACUCUUCCAAUCUUCCAUAGUAUUUUGUGUUUGGGGUGUCCUGAGGUUACUCUAUUACUCCUGUUUUGCCUCCAUUUUCUUUGUUUCUUUUGGAAACCCAGGGAGGCCCACAGUGGAGAUCAUUUGUAAGGAAUGUAUCAUGGUCUGGGUUUCCAAGAAAAUACCCUACGUACAGUGAAUGAGAGGAAUCUGCCUGAAAAUGGUUUCAGAACCAUGUACCUUUAUGCUUUGUGAUUGUGAAACCUUGACUUUUGUAACCCAAAAAUGAAAACUGUUUAGUAAAGGGGAUCUAUUUUGUGUGUUUUGAAACUUAGGUGCAAUGUUCCCUGGAAAAAGCUAAAGAAAUGUAUAUGCUC